This is a messenger RNA of Amphiprion ocellaris (clown anemonefish), 917 nucleotides long. RefSeq lists its product as uncharacterized. The transcript is spliced from 6 exons. The record is from RefSeq and is a predicted model, not a curated record. The coding region runs from base 24 to 797 and encodes 257 amino acids. NCBI's taxonomy places the organism in Eukaryota, Metazoa, Chordata, Actinopteri, Pomacentridae.
CCAGCGGUCAGGUAAGAGGUGAAAUGUCUCUUAUGCAACGCUGGACUAAACAGGAAACCCCUGCUGGAAAAACCCAGAGGAUUGCAGCAGCUCGUAUAAAAGCCCGGCGGCUCGGAGACACUCAGUCCAUUCCUGAAGAGUGUCUGGAGCUGGACAUCAUCAUGAACCUGUGGCUCAGAGGCCAUUUCCUGUUUGCGGUGCUGUUUGUGAGCAGCUCGGCUCUGACGGCUGAAGAAUGUGAGCCGCUGAUCCGUCCUCUGUCCAUGGCCGACCCCUCGCUGUUGCACGGCAGGACACACCUCCUGGUCGGCUACACCGAUAAUGACAUAUUUAAAGCCAUCCUGAAUCAUACUCACAGCUCCUGGCUGAAUAUCACAGCAGGAGAGGACGGUGGACUUGUUAUAACUGAGGCGAACAACAUGAAUGGAACCUGCAUCGGUUCAAAGACAAACCUGACCAUCGAAGACGACAUGGCCAGAGGACUCUUCGCUGACAUACAGACAGGGUUCCAUAUCCUGCCUACCUGUGAAGGCUGCCUGGUCUUCAGCGUCAACAGCACCGCCGACGACAUCAAGAAAAUCCUGGAAGUCUUUAGGGUUGAAAAUCCAUCUGACUCUCAUGAGUUCAAGGCUCGCUCGGUUUAUCUUCUAGGUAACAAGACGACUGUAAAGGACUCCGAUAUGGAAUAUUUCAAGAAGCAGGCGAGCUGCCUGGGCUUCCACGGAGAACCAGACUGGACCUACAAUCCUGACAAAGAGUUCUGUAAGGAAGGCGAAACUGUCCUUCAUCUAAACUAACAGAAGGGAAAAUGCACCGGAAGCAGAAACAGACGAAACCGAGGAUGUCAGAGAUAACAAGAACCAAUAAACAUGUGUGGUCUGUGUUUUUUGUAAUGAAAUAAACUACUUUAACAUAGA